AUGAAUUGCAUCGAAGAAAAUGAAGUAUGUGAAAAAAACUUCAAUAAGAACAGUUACAUACUUAAUAAUAAUGAAAAAGAAAAUGUAGAAAGAAAUAGUUUUGAAAAUAAUUACAAUAAUUGCUACCCGAAUGAAAAAAAAAAAAGUAAUAAUUUUUUAGAUAAUGAAAUUUUAAAAAGUUUAAAUGAUAAUUUUUAUAAUCCUACCAAUUUUAACAAUAAUAAUGAAGAAAAUAAUUUAAAUAAAAUUGAAGAAAAUUUUACUAAUUAUAAUAAUAAAAAUAGAAAUUCAGAAAAUAAUAUACUAAAUUAUAACGAUAAACAAUAUCGUAAUAAUAUAGAAGAGGAAUGCAACCCUUUAGCAUUCCCCAUUGAAAGCCUACCUACUACUAUAGAUGAUAUACCAUAUAUCGAAUUUAAAAAUAAUACAAAUUAUAAAUUUAAAAGUACUUCUGCUCAUUUUGCAGAUAGUUUAGAUAUGCCCAUCAUGGAUCAGGAUAUGAUGGAAGAUCCUUGUAAACCCUCAAGCGGCAUUAUUGAUAAAAAUAUACAAGAAGAAAAUUUAAGUCAUAACGAACAAAUAAUUUCUAACAAUGAAGAAAGAGGAAAAGAAAGUGAAGAAUUAUCUAAUGCUAAAGCAGAGGAUGAUAUAAAUAUCCAAAAAGAAUAUGCAAGUCAUAACGAAAUAACAGUUUCUAAUAGUGAAGACAAUUUAAAUAAUAAUUAUAAAAAUCAACAAUUAAAUAAUUAUGGUGAUAUACCGAAAGAAGAAAUACAUGACGAGCCCAAUGAUAAUAUUGCAAAAAAUGAAACAAUUGAUGAAAAUUGCAAUUCAGAUAAACAAAAUGGCAAUGACCAUUCUCCAAAUAAUGAAUCAGAAAAUAAAGCUGAUCAUAAUAUUUGUAAUUCCCACGAAAAUAAUAAACAAAUAAAUAUGGAUACUCUUAAUGUGAGUCCAACAGAAGGUAAUACAAGUAUUAAAGUGGAGACAAGCAAUUGUGAUAAUAAUAAAUAUGAGCAAAAUGAAGGAGAGGAAAUAAAAAAUGAUAGUCAGGACAAUGUCAACGACUUAGGUAACCAAAUAAGGGACCUUCAAAAUGUUGUAGAAAACAUGAAGAAGGAAAAAAUUCAUCUUUUAUCAAAAUUUAAAGUGUAUACAUUAAAUAAUAAAAAAGAAAUAGAGGAACUAAAAGUUAUAUGCAAAAAUAACGAAGAAGAAAUUAAAAAAUAUGUUGAAGAAAUAAAAAAUAAAAGUUUAGAAAUCGAAAAUCUGAAAGAAGCAUAUUCAAAUGAUGUGAAUGUUUUUAAAAAUAGUAUAAAAAAAGAAAAAGAAUUAAAUUAUGAAUUAAGAGAAAAAUAUGAAUUAUUAAAUAAAACGAAAGAACAUAUCGAAAAGGAAAUUGAACAAAUUAGGGAAAAUAAUGAAAGUAUAAAAAUGGAAUUAAAAGCAAAGGAAAAAAUUAUAAAUAUGUUAGAAAAUGAAAAGAAUGAAGAAAUGGAAAAAGGUAAACGUUUUGUGAACAUUGACAUAAGUGACCAAGAUGAGUUAUUGACAUUAAAAAUGGAUACAGAGAUAUUAGUAUGUUUUAAAAAAAAUAAUGAAUAUUUUAUUAUACCGAAAUAUAUAUUUGAAGAAAAUUUUAAAAAUAUAAAAAUACCUGACCCUGUUCAGGACAAUUAUGAAAAAAAGCUAAAGGAAUAUAAAGACGAACAAAUUUUAAAUAUAAAAAAAUUGGAAGAAGAAAAAAUAUAUAUCGAAAAUGAAUAUAAUGAAUAUAAAGUUAAAGUAAAUUCAUUAAUAAAUGAAACAAGUGAAAAUUAUAAAAGUUUAGGUGAAACUAAUAUUAAAAUACAAGAUUUAAAAAAUGAUAUAUUAAAAUAUGAACAAGACAUAAAAAAUUAUAAAACAGAAUUAAAUAAUCUGAACGAAAAAUAUAAAUUAAUACACCAACAACUUUGUAAAGAAAAAGAAUUAACAGAAGAACAGAAUGCAACUAUAUCUUCAUUAAAAAAACAAAGUAAAAAAGAAAAAGUAGAAAUCGAAAAAAAAUAUAAAGAAUUAUUCGAUAUAGAAAAUCAAAAAAAAAUUGCAGAAAUUAAAGAAAUGUAUAAUAAUAAAGAGAAAUUAUUACAAGACAAAAUUGAAGAUUUAAUUUAUCAAAUAGAAAAAUUAACAUUUCCUAAAGAUGAUAAAUCUACCUCUCUACGUUCAAACAUAACCAAAUUGGACACACCCCUUAAUGAUAUUUCGAGUACUGAUGAUAGUAUUGAAAAGGGAAGCAUACAUAGUCAGGAAAAAAAAAAUCGUGCAAAUUCUGUGCUGACUGUUCAUAAAAAUUCAGUAAAUGAAAUGAACGAGCAAGGUAGUGUUGGUGGGGAAAGUGCUGGAACAUCAAACAAUGAUUGCAUAAAUCGAACGGGAGAAAAUAUAGAAAAUGGAAAUGAAAAAAAUAAUAAGGACAAGAUAAAACAGGAAGAAGAUACCAAAAUACCAAUAUAUCCUAAUGAAUAUAAAAAAAUCAGGAAAAAAUUAGAAACAUAUGAAAUUUUAAUUGAUGAAGAAAAAAAAGAAAAAAAAAAAUUAUUAGAACAAAUAAAUACAUUAACAAGUCAGGUAAAAAAUUAUGAAUCAAUACAUGGAAAUUAUGAACAUGUCAUGUAUCAAAAAAAUAUUCUUUCAAAUUUUAUAUCACAAAUACCAUCACAUAUAAAAAUUGAUGAUUAUGUUACAAUUAUUUAUAACUCUUUCAAUUUUUCUAAUAAAGAGAUUGAGUUUAUUAAUUCCAAGAGAUUAAAAAAGUAA
Plasmodium vinckei vinckei is the source of this 2802-nucleotide messenger RNA. RefSeq names its product conserved Plasmodium protein, unknown function. Bases 1 to 2802 code for a protein of 933 amino acids. Lineage: Eukaryota; Apicomplexa; Aconoidasida; Haemosporida; Plasmodiidae. The transcript has a single exon. The record is from RefSeq and is a predicted model, not a curated record.